This is a messenger RNA of Orussus abietinus, 1226 nucleotides long. Its product is annotated as 3-oxoacyl-[acyl-carrier-protein] reductase FabG. Gene Ontology annotation, molecular function: oxidoreductase activity. The transcript is spliced from 5 exons. NCBI's taxonomy places the organism in Eukaryota, Metazoa, Arthropoda, Insecta, Hymenoptera, Orussidae. The record is from RefSeq and is a predicted model, not a curated record. The coding region runs from base 336 to 1097 and encodes 253 amino acids.
CUGAUUGGGUCCAAUUGGGUCCGAAUGCCGUCGGCACAACACGUGAUCUUGGUAUUCGAGUUUGCCCCUUCCACUGCUAUGCGAGGUCUAGAUGUUUAUGGUCUAAGCUGUCAUUGAACUUGUUAUUGCGUUCAAGGCAUAUCGAUAAGUACCACCAACUGUUAUCACCAACCCAUUUAAAACUCGUUUUCGAGUAUAAGUCGUCAUUUCUAUUUUUCUUGGGCUGUGUUGUCACUAUUUCUGUAAGCAGUUAGGACAGUAUAUCUUAGUACGUUAUGAUUAUUUUCAUGUAGAAUUUAAGAGGCCACUGCCAUAGUGUUUCGAGCAAGAGUAUAAUGUCUUUGAUUGGAAAAGUUGUUCUUAUAACAGGAGCUAGUUCAGGAAUUGGAGCGGCGACUGCGAUUCAUUUUUCACAACUCGGAGCUCAACUAUCUUUGACCGGACGCAAUAUUCAAAAUCUGCAGAAUACCGUCGAUCGAUGCAAAGGGCCAAAACCAUUUUUCAUUAUCGGGGAACUUACAAAUGAAUCCGAUGCCAAAAAUAUCUUGAAUUCUACUAUCGAGCAUUAUGGAAAACUAGAUGUACUGGUCAAUAAUGCUGGUAUUUUAGAAAUUGGAAGUAUCGAGAAUACCAGUUUGGAGCAAUUUGAUAAAGUUUUCAAUGUAAACGUCAGAACUUUGUAUCAUCUGACAAUGUUAGCUGUGCCUUACCUGAUACAAUCAAAAGGAAAUAUCGUGAAUGUUUCCAGUGUCAACGGUAUAAGAUCGUUUCCUAACGUUUUGGCUUACUGCAUGAGUAAAUCGGCUGUUGAUCAAUUUACAAGAUGCGUUGCACUAGAGUUAGCAGAGAAACAAGUAAGAGUGAACAGCGUGAAUCCUGGGGUUACAGAGACAAAUUUGCAUAAAACAAGUGGAAUGCAGGAAAAACAGUUGGAAGAAUUCUUUGAACGCGGUAAAAGUACUCACCCUCUUGGUAGAGUCGGAGACGUAGCGGAAGUGGCAAAGACGAUCGCCUUUUUAGCGAGUGACGACGCUAGUUUCAUUACCGGUGCUACUUUACCGGUGGAUGGGGGCAGACAUGCAUUAUGCCCUCGUUAAUAUUUGCAAUUCAUGCUACCGAUCGUGUUCUCAGUUUAUAACAGUGCACAAAUAUUCCACAGAAAAAUGUAUACGCAUGCGCGCAAAUUUCUAAGAUAUUAGGUAACUCCGUUACGGUGGUAGGAGUAA